AGGCUGGCUCCAGCGGCCGCGGCGGCGGAGGCGGCAGCGGCAGCUCCCGAGCAGCAGGCGGAGGGCUGGCAGCGGGGCUACGGGCUUCCCGGAGCACGAGAGGAGGAAGAGCCGGAGCUGGAGCCGAAGAGGAGCAGGAGCGGACGCGGUGCCCGCGGCCCCUGGGGACCAGGCAUGGAGAACAGAAAGCUUAUUUCUGCCACAGAUACUCAGUACUCUGGUAAUCUACUGAACUCCUUGAAUGAGCAACGAGACCAUGGCCUGUUUUGCGAUGUCACUGUGAUUGUGGAAGAUCGAAAAUUCCGGGCCCACCGGAAUGUUCUGUCCGCAUCAAGUACUUACUUCCACCAGCUUUUUGCAGUUGCUGGGCAAGUGGUAGAACUAAACUUUAUAAGGGCAGAGAUUUUUGCAGAAAUUCUCAACUAUAUUUAUAGUUCUAAACUUAUGCGUAUUAGAUCAGAUCUACUUGAUGAGUUAAUUAAGUCAGGGCAGUUGUUAGGAGUUAAGUUUAUAGCAGAUCUUGGUGUACCUUUGUCACAGGUUAAAAGUAUCUCAGGUGCAAUAAAGCAAGAUAGUGGUGAUACCUUAGCUCCUGGGACAGAUGAAAAAGAUCUUCAAGUGCAGAAGGCAGAAAAUGAAGGGUCUGAUGCUGGGAUAACUAUGAUGCCUGUUAUCACUGAGACUUUUUCUUUAUGUGCUGAAGAUUAUGAGACAAAAAAAAUUGGUACUGAUUCUGAUGAAGACGAUGAUGUCAUUUUCUGCUCCGAAGUCUUACCUCCCAAAGAGGCUUUGCCAGGUGGUAAUGCGGCAGCACAAGUCCAGCCUGACCCAGGGCCUGUUGCCUAUGCAGAUAAGGCUUGUGGUACUAGUAGCUCACCCCCUCUAACAAAUAAACCACUGCAGACAAUUGCUACUUCUGCGAACCAGAUGGGCCCAAGCCAAACCCGAAAUAGUGAAGAAACACUUAAGUCUUCAGCCCCAAAGCAUCUGACUCCCAACAUCAUUUUGUUAAAUCAGCCAUGUCUUAACUCCCUACCAAGUUCUUCACAUCCUAGUCAGGUGUCUCCUUCUGUUAAUUUACUUGUACAGAAUCAUCAGCAGACAUCAAAUAACAGCAUGGCUUUACCUAAACGUAGGGCUAAUGUAGAAGUGGAAGCAGAGAUUAUAGAUGAUGAUGAUGACACUAUUAGUUCUAGUCCAGACUCGGGAGUCAGUAAUCCCUCUUUGCUCCCCCAGCCUGAUGCUGCUUUUAAUGGCUCUGUAGUCCAGUCAAAGCAGGUCUCUCUUUUUCAUCAAGAACCACUCUGUAACUCUUUAAAAAUUUCAAACGUCAUUGCUGAAAGUAGUAAGGAGUCAGGUGGAGGUGCGAAACAUGUGAUGGAGGGUCAGAAGAUCAUUACGCUGGAUACAGCGACUGAAAUUGAAGGUUUAUCUACUGGUUGUAAAGUUUAUGCAAAUAUUGGGGAGGACACAUAUGACAUAGUGAUUCCUGUCAAAGAUGACCCUGACGAGAAAGAGGCCAAGCGUGAUAGUGAGGUCCCGAAAACAUCUGGCGAUGAGCCUUCGAACAAGCGCGUGAAAGUCAAACAUGAUGAUCACUAUGAAUUAAUUGUAGAUGGGAGGGUGUAUUAUAUUUGUAUCGUGUGCAAAAGAUCUUAUGUCUGUCUGACAAGUUUGCGGAGACAUUUUAACAUUCAUUCUUGGGAGAAGAAGUAUCCGUGCCGUUAUUGUGAGAAGGUAUUUCCCCUUGCAGAAUACCGCACCAAACACGAGAUUCAUCAUACUGGAGAGCGUCGGUAUCAGUGUUUGGCCUGUGGCAAAUCCUUCAUCAACUACCAGUUUAUGUCUUCACAUAUAAAGUCAGUUCAUAGUCAGGACCCUUCUGGUGAUACCAAACUAUAUCGCCUACAUCCAUGCAGGUCUCUGCAGAUCAGGCAAUAUGCUUACCUUACUGAUCGGCCUAGGAGUAUACCUGUAAUAAAGGAAGAUGGAAUUGUGUAUAAGGUUGAUGGUGGGAAAGAACCUUCAGAAGGGACUGCCACAUCUACUCCCCAAAGCAAGCCAAUGACUUGGGAUGAUAUCUUUAUUCAACAGGGAAAUGAUUCAAUGUUUAAACAAAAUGUAACAGAUGGCAGCACUGAGUUUGAAUUUAUAAUACCAGAAUCCUACUGAAUUGCUUUGGGGGAAAAAACCAAAACAAAACCUGAGUUUGUGUCAGGGGGCAAUGGUUUCAAAAGACCAGUAAAUUUAAAUUGGGGUGAAAGCAAGUUAAUUAGUCAUUCAGAGUCAUCCGAAAGUAGUUUUUAUUUGCAUUAUUUUUAGUUACAGGAAAUUGGUAGGAGCAAAUUUAUCUGAAAUUUUACUUGAAUAUAAAUUGAGGAGUUAUCUCCAGGGCAAGCUGUUUGUUAGUUUAUUUUCGGGGUUUUUUUGUUUGUUCGUUGGUUUUUUAAGAAAAAUUAAUGGUAUGAAGAGGUAGAAUUUAAAAAGAAUUUGAAGCAGUCACUCCUCUCUAACAGGUAUUAUUGGCAUACCUGAAAAAUUGAACCUAUUUUAUGAAUUUUCUAUUAUGUAUAGCACUUUACUGCUGAUUUCUGCAAAAAAAAAAACCCAUUUGAACAAUGAGUCUACAAUUUUUGUGUUGUUUAACGUGUAUGAAAUAAAAAUAUCCAGCAGCUUUGAAAGUUAUUUUGAAAAGGUUCAAAAUAACUAUCCUGCCCACUUGGAUGGCAUACUUUGGGUCCAGCAGUGCCGUAUCGCUCUGGUCCAAAUGGAUUGUUAAACUCCCAUCCGGAUAGUUAAACCUGUCCUUUCUUAUAAGCUUGUCACCUGGAACAGUGAUAGAAUUGGGCUCAUCAGAACAAGCUUGACUUAUAUCUGGCCAUGUACCGAAAGAGACCGAUGGCUGGUCCACUUUAUCCCUUUGCCACAUGGGAUAUGCAGAGGGAAUCAUGACGGACUAAGAUCUGAAUGGUAUGGAAUGGAGAAAAAGGAGAAGUCCUGCAGCGAUUAUUUUGUUAGGAAAUUGUCAAGAGCUCUCAACUUCAGACACAGAAUGAAGUUAGGAAGCGUUAUUGAUUUGCUCGUGACUGACGGGCCCAGAUUUAUGUAAUGUUACUUUUACUUUUUUAAUCUGAAGGCUGCAUUAUGGGCUUGCAUAUGUGCAUAAAACUAUAAAAAUACCUAAACUCCAUGGUUUUGGGGGAGGAGUCCCUCGAUGUAAAUUCUUAAACCUAGAAUUUUCUAGUAGGAAGUUUUCAUUUAAAACAAUUGAUGUGUUUGUUUUUUUUUUUCCUCAAAGAAAAACCUUAGCUUUUUAUGUGUUCUAAGGUAUGCUUUGCUCUAUUCUACCUGCAAAUCACUGUGAUGCUACAGCAUUUGGAAACUUUGUGUGGAAUCAUGUUGGCCUACCGGCCUGUGUGUCAUCUUCAAAGUGACGCACCGAUGGGAAACUUUCAUUGGAAAGGCUAGUAAAGUGAGCAAGCACAUAUACUUCACUUAGUUAUUUCCUAAGUCAGCCUGUUGAAUUUUCUGUAAAUGAUUUGCAAAAAGAAAAAAAAAUGUAAAAAAUACAAAAAAAAGUUAAUACGAAAAGGUUGUGCAUAGUAAUAGUUAUUUGUAACCUUUCAUUAAAUAUUUCUUAUCUGACAGUUUAAAAGAAUUUUUCUUUUUAUGUAUUAUAAGAAAUAACUUUUUUUAAGCUUAAAGCUUUAAUUAUAAGUUUUCAUGCAUAUGUCAUUGUUGCCAAGAUGAGUUAGAUUUGAAGAUGAUGAUUUUAAAGCUUCUAAAGCUACAAAGGUACCAGAAAUCAGUAUUUUUAAUAAAAGGAGAACAAAACAUAAAUCAUUCUUUGCCUAACCAGGUGUAUGCUGUGCAUAUGUUUUCUGUCUUGCGUGUGAAUAGAUUUUUCAAAUCAUGAUCAUUUUGUAAAUUAACCUUUUUAAAAAAUUGGGAAGUAGCUUUUAAUUUAAGACCCUGCUACCAGAAACCACAGUAGUAGAGUUUGUGUAUAGAUAUUAAUGAUGUUAUUCUUUGGUCAUAAGAGUGUACUUGCUUUGAAAAAUGUUCUUGGUUGAAUUUUAUUCGUUUCAUUAACAUACUUCAUCAGUUAAACACGAUUAUUAUGAGUGUGAACAAUACCUAUACCAGCAUAGCUUUCAGACCUUUCAGACCUAAUGGCCUAUGUACAGUUCAACACAUAGACACAUUUGGUCACACUAAGGCUUGGUAAGUUUUAUGAAUCUGUUGUGACAAAUGGGGAAUUCCUUGUACCACUCCAAUUCUUUAUUCAGAAUGAAGUGGAUGUAAUUAUUUGCUGCUGAAUGUGCCCUAUUGAAGUCCUGAUCCUUAAAUUUAAGCCCUAUGCCUAUUAAAGGUCACUUUUUGAAGGGCUAGAGGGGAGCAGGGGUUUUGAGGAAAACUGGAAAAAUUAACAUUAAAUUGUAUUUCUGCCAGAAGACUCUUACUUGCAUGUGUCUCAGGGUCUUCAGUUUUCCUAGGAGUAAUUUCAAUAUCCAAAGUCCAGAGCGCAUAUGAAAAACUUUUGGGGGGGAAUAAAACCCUUCACUUCUAGUAUUUAUUGGGUUGAAAAUGUGUAGGGGCCCCUGUUGAUGAUUUUUUAUGGGGCCUGUUGGCCUUUAGAUCUCAGCCUGUUGCACUUACUGUUUUGGUUGUUAACGCUAAAUUUCCUGUAAAUAUUAGCAGAUGUUGAUGCUUUGAAACAGUACUCGCAUUUGAAACAGUUACAUAAUUUGACAACGCUGAAAGUCUUAGCAAAAUCAGGAAAAAAAAUGCCAUAGCAAACUUGCAAGAACCAUUUUGAAAUACUUUCAAUGUUCAUAAUGAUUUUUAGUGGUGAAUAUCCUCCGCCCUGUCACUAAGGGAAACUCUGCUACGUCUUUCCAGUAUAGCAAAGAGCAACAUAACACAUUCGAGGUAAUCAUUGUCAGAGGCUGCAUAUUUAUUUUCUGCUGUUGUUAAGGCAUGACUAUUAUCAAGGUCCGAGAGCCGAUAAACUGUACAUUGUCUUAAGAGCUUUGACUUCCAUAGCUCCGAAUUCAAACUGUCUGCUGUUUAUUUUUACUGACACUGUAAUGUGUAUAUAUACACUUGUACAGUCUUUGCUUAACUUUUUAAAGUUGUGCUUUAAACUUUAACCAGUAAUUCUUGCUCUUAGUUUUUAGAAGCUUUCUAUGGCAAAAAUAAAAAAAAGUUUUAAUUCUGA
Phascolarctos cinereus (koala) is the source of this 5221-nucleotide messenger RNA. RefSeq names its product zinc finger and BTB domain containing 33 (gene ZBTB33). The record is from RefSeq and is a predicted model, not a curated record. Lineage: Eukaryota; Metazoa; Chordata; Mammalia; Diprotodontia; Phascolarctidae. Gene Ontology annotation, biological process: regulation of transcription by RNA polymerase II. Gene Ontology annotation, molecular function: RNA polymerase II cis-regulatory region sequence-specific DNA binding; DNA-binding transcription factor activity, RNA polymerase II-specific; protein binding.